Molecule: messenger RNA, 672 nt
Organism: Brassica napus (rape)
Lineage: Eukaryota; Viridiplantae; Streptophyta; Magnoliopsida; Brassicales; Brassicaceae
Exons: 1
Coding region: 1-672 (223 amino acids)
Source: RefSeq, a predicted model, not a curated record
AUGGCUGCUGCACCUGCACCCCUUGAGCGCGCCUAUGGAGUAACCAACAUCAAAAACCACAUUCCAGUAAUCCUAGAUAUCGAUGACGGGAAUUACAAUGCGUGGAGGGAACUCAUCCUCACACACUGCCAAAGCUUUGACAUCUCUGGCCAUCUCGACGGAACUCUCUUACCCACAGACGACAACGACACUGCCAAGAUGAAACGAGGUGGUCUCGUGAAGCUCUGGCUCUACGGGACGCUUUUGAAGGAACUCUUCAAGAGCACGUUCAAAAACGGAGGCACGUCGAGGGAGAUCUGGAUCCGUCUACAAAAUUUCUUCCGCAACAACAAAGAAGCAAGGGCCAUACAACUCGCUCACAAGCUCCGCAACAAAGAGAUUGGUGAUCUCACGAUUCAUACCUAUUGCCAAGAACUCAAAUCCAUCGCCGAUAUCUUGUCCAAUGUUGAUGCCCCUGUGAGCGAACGAACGCUGGUGAUAUAUCUCCUCAACGGUCUCAAUGGAAAGUAUGAUAACAUCAUCAACGUCACCAUGCAUCGCAGACCAUUUCCAACCUUUGAGGAAGCUCGUUCAAUGCUUCUCCUAGAAGAAGACCGGCUUGGAAAAGGCAAGAAACCAACUCCGUCCAACAGCGACUCGGCUUCUUUAGCGAAGGUGCUUGUUGCCACAUAA